Molecule: messenger RNA, 1667 nt
Organism: Microdochium trichocladiopsis
Lineage: Eukaryota; Fungi; Ascomycota; Sordariomycetes; Xylariales; Microdochiaceae
Product: nucleolar protein,Nop52-domain-containing protein
Exons: 2
Coding region: 392-1426 (344 amino acids)
Biological process (GO): rRNA processing
Cellular component (GO): preribosome, large subunit precursor; nucleus; preribosome, small subunit precursor
Source: RefSeq, a predicted model, not a curated record
GGGACUUUUUCGCUGCUGCAAGACUUCCCGUCCUGCCUGCACCGGACAUUUCGACUGAACGCCAACAUUUGCGACACGGACAGUCACAGUCGGACCAGAACGCUCGCUGCGCCGGGACUUGUAACAUACUCGAGGCUAAAUCUUGGGGGAAAAAAGAAAAAGAAAAGAGCCGUGCAUCUCCUGCGACAAUCGAUCCGGACCCGGAAAUAGCGACGAAGAGAACAUCGAGUAGAGCAGGCCGUAUCGGAAAGGUCUGCUGGACGACACACACAAGAAUCUCCGUGCCCAGUUCGCCUUGCCUUGCGUCGCGCGCGCGCGAAAGAUAUCCAUAGACAUCCAGCCACACACACACACACACACACGGGAGUCGCUCGAAUCUCUUUUCGCAAAAAUGGCGGCAGACACGCAGAGCAUGCCGUUUAUCAAGCACCUGGCUUCCAGUGACCGCAAGAUCCGCACCUCGGCGCUCGAGACGCUGCGCACGUUCCUCUCGGCCUCGGCGUCGACCGCGCGCCUCUCACACACGGACAACCUCAAGCUCUGGAAGGGCCUGUACUACUCGCUGUGGAUGUGCGACCGCCCCGUCCCGCAGCAGAACCUGUGCGCCGAGCUGGCGGGCCUGGUGGACGUGAUUGCCUCUGCGGCGCGGAGGGCCGACGUCUCCGGAGCCGCAGGCAACAAUAGCGGCGGCGACAAGGAGGAGAGUAGUGUCGAGGUCAAGGUGGUGAUUGGCUGGCUCGCGGCGUUUUGGGAGACGAUUGCGCGCGAGUGGACGUCGAUUGACGUGCUGAGGCUGGAGAAGUUCUUGUUGUUGGUCAGGCGGAUGUUUGCGGCGUCGCUGGUCUGGGCUACCACCGCGUCCUCUGCGGGUGCUAAGGCGAAGGCGGCGAAGAAGAACAAGACACAGAAGAAGAAGAAGGAGGCUGCGGCGACGAAUACGAAGAGGAAAACAAAGGCGUCUCAGCAGGACGAGGAGGCAGAGGACGACAUCACAGACUCGGACAGCGCAAGCAGGACAAGGCAGGCCGCCCUGGUCGGGUUAUUCCGCGAGUGGGCGUUUGAGCAGUCGGGAGACCUCGCCAAGGUCCCCGUGGGCUUGAGGCUGCAUGUGCUGGAUCUCUGGGUCGACGAGGCGGAGAAGGCUGGUCUUGUUGUUGCAGCCGCCGUGUCCGAGGAGGCGGAGGCGGAGGAAGAGUCCAGCAGCACAGAGGAGCCAAAGACGUCAUACCUCCUCGACGCCCUGCGCGAGCUGGUCGACGCGCAGCACAAGUCGCCCAGCAAGCCCGUGCGGGCGCGGGCCAAGGAGUCGCUCGCCGACGAGCGCCUGCCUUGGAAUCAAGGCGGCGAGGAUGAGGAGGACGACGAGGAGAUGGGUGAGGGUGGUGCGGCCGAUGAGGAAGACGGUUGGGGUGGAUUCGAUGAUUAGAGAGACGUUGACGGCUUCGCGUUUGAUCGUGCUUGAAAUGUAAAAGCCGGCGAGGUUAUCUUCUCAAUGCUGUACUCACGUACACAGCCGUUGGUCGGCAAUGCGCCAUUGAAACAUGGAAAGCGUCAAAGACAUGGGAUAGAGAAAUAAUGAGUUACGGGUGUUUUGUUCCCGCUGUUGACCGGAUUCAUGAGAUGACGCUUCGCGAGUUCAACAAUGAACACCCACUUUGACUACAUGA